This is a messenger RNA of Syngnathus typhle (broad-nosed pipefish), 744 nucleotides long. RefSeq names its product atonal bHLH transcription factor 1b (gene atoh1b). The record is from RefSeq and is a predicted model, not a curated record. The coding region runs from base 1 to 621 and encodes 206 amino acids. Gene Ontology annotation, molecular function: protein dimerization activity. The transcript has a single exon. Lineage: Eukaryota; Metazoa; Chordata; Actinopteri; Syngnathiformes; Syngnathidae.
AUGAGUACUAAAGCAGAGCUUCCAAUCUGGACUCAGCAAGCGGAGGAGCACAAAAACUGGAUUUGUCCCAACUCCCUGCGCGUCUUUUCCACGAGGACAGAUGUGCCGGAGCACCUUGCGCCGGAGAUGCUGAGCCUCGUCUCCACCGUGGGGAUUCCCGAGUCCGGCCGCGUGGAGUUGGGUGACACACCACCACAUUGCGGCCCGCACAGACACCGGCGGGUGGCGGCCAACGCCCGGGAGAGGAGGAGGAUGCACGGCCUUAACAAAGCCUUCGACGAGUUGAGGAGCGUCAUUCCCUCGCUGGAAAACGAGAAGAAGCUGUCCAAAUACGACACCCUUCAAAUGGCGCAGAUUUACAUCACUGAGCUGUCGGAGCUCCUGGCCGGGGUGGUCCAGCAUCAUCCGGGCUCCGCGGAAAAAGCCUCCUGCAGGAGGAACAUGAGCCACACUCACAUGCCAGAGCAAAGCCCGCGGGGAGAGCGGAGGGGCUCUUCCUCUUCACACCUCAUCAUACUCGGACCUAAAAGUGAGCUCACUAAAAGCACCUCUUGCCACUGCAGUGAUGGAGAAUCUUCUCAUCUCAGUGACGUAGAGGAGAGUCAAAGUGGGGGACAUUAAAUUGGCACCCUGGAAGGUUGAAGUGUCUUGGUAAAAUGACAUUUUUGUGUAAUACAGGAAGAAAAGUUACCCCCUACCUCCCUUUAAAACAAAACAAAAAAAAAGAAGCGCUGUUUGUUUGGG